UCUUUCUUCAGAGAAAUCUCUAGCUUCAAUGGAUUCUUCAGAGUUUUUCCCGAAUUCAAUAUUCGACAAGGAACGUCACUUGAGAUAUCUGAGCAUGAUGUACGAGAACAUCCCUAGUCAAUAUCAAGAACAAGAAAUCAAUCGUCUCACUCUUGCUUACUUUGUUCUCUCUGGUUUAGACGUCCUCAAUGCCAUAGAUCUCGUUGAUAAGGAAGAAGUAGUGAAUUGGGUAUUGUCUUUUCAAGCACAUCCAAAAAGUACACCUGAUUUGGAAAACGGGUGUUAUUAUGGAUUCUAUGGUUCUAGAACGUCACAGUUUCCAGCAAACGAUGAUUUCCGGGAUUUGAGUCAUAGUGGUAGUAAUUUGGCGAGUACGUAUAGUGCGUUAGCGAUUUUGAAGAUAGUUGGGUAUGACUUGGAAAGUGUUGAUUCUGAAGCUAUGUUAGUUACGAUGAAACAUCUACAACAACCUGAUGGAAGUUUUAUGCCUAUUCAUACCGGUGCAGAGAAGGACCUCCGAUUUGUAUAUUGUGCUGCUGCCAUAUCAUCCUUGUUGAAUAAUUGGAGUGGGAUGGAUGUGGAGAAAGCCAAGGAAUAUAUAGUAAACUGUCAGUCAUAUGAUGGGGGAUUUGGUUUGGUUCCUGGAUUAGAAUCUCAUGGUGGUGCAACAUACUGUGCAGUUGCAGCUCUACGUUUGAUGGGAUUUAUUGAAGAUGAUGUUUUGUCCAAAGGGACAACAUCUUCUGUUAUCAAUGUGCAACCAUUGUUGGAAUGGUGCUUGCAGAGGCAAGCAAUUGAUGGUGGAUUUCAAGGCCGAGCAAACAAGGCGACUGACACAUGUUAUGCAUUUUGGAUUGGUGGCAUACUGAGAGUCUUGGGGGCUCAGAACUUCUAUGACAAUUCAGCACUACGAGAAUUUCUGCUUACCUGUCAAUCUAAGUAUGGUGGUUUCAGUAAGUUUCCAGCACAGCUUCCAGACCUAUACCAUGCCUACUUUGGGUUUGCUGCAUUUAGUCUGCUUGAGGAGCCUGGUCUUAACCCGCUCUGUAUUCAACUAGGUAUAACGGAUUUGGCUGCAAUUGGAACCUGAUCUAUGGUGUUAUUCAACCGUCUUGAGUUCCUGUCCCAUCCAACUCAUGUGCAGAUACUUUACCUGGAUCAAUCAAGAGUUUUGUGACUCCAUCACUUUGAUCACCGGGUUUAACUUGCAAUCUGAGGGUAUCAAUGAAAGUAAAUUCUCCAGUUUGACAUCAUCAGUUUGUUACCAGCUUUUCUGUAUUUUAAGCUUCCAUUUAAAAGCAUGGAUGUUGACUUGUCACUGUCAAUUGUUGAAAUAAAAUUUGAGAAUUGCUGUCA
Messenger RNA from Papaver somniferum (opium poppy), 1356 nucleotides. Its product is annotated as geranylgeranyl transferase type-1 subunit beta-like. The record is from RefSeq and is a predicted model, not a curated record. Gene Ontology annotation, biological process: protein geranylgeranylation. The transcript is spliced from 11 exons. NCBI's taxonomy places the organism in Eukaryota, Viridiplantae, Streptophyta, Magnoliopsida, Ranunculales, Papaveraceae. Gene Ontology annotation, molecular function: CAAX-protein geranylgeranyltransferase activity. The coding region runs from base 29 to 1090 and encodes 353 amino acids. Gene Ontology annotation, cellular component: CAAX-protein geranylgeranyltransferase complex.